GAUCCCUUUGCUUGAGUACGAGAUAUAUCAACUCUUUACGUCCGCGAUCAUGGGGUCGUCGCUCUUUUACUCAUGGGAGAUCGACACUCCUGCUCUCUCAAACCCUAAUCCCCCUUUUUCUUACUCCUGAUAUCAGCUAGAUUUCACAAUCCUCUCCAUUCUUUCCAUUUCUUUCUCCUGCUCUCAUCCCCAGGUUCUGAUGACUAUUGUGUAUUCGUUUUCCUGAGUGAAUGACCAGUUUGUUGAAGCAAAUGGAGCAUGAAAAAACUCCUGUCCUAGAAGCGAGUUCCAUGCGGGAAAUAGAGAUGACAGUUGACUCCGAAAGAAUUGAUAUUCUUCCUGUGGCAACAGAAUCAUCUUGCAUUUCUGGUUGCCCUUUUUCCAGACAAGAACAUAGUCUUGUGGCAUCAGAAGAGUCAUCAAAGUCGGCAAAGAAACUUUGUGGACUCAUAGUAUUCUAUGCAAUGGUUAUGCUUGUGGAAAUUGUUGGUGGUUUGAAAGCCAACAGCCUAGCUGUUAUCAGUGAUGCUGCGCACUUGCUUUCGGAUAUUGCUGGAUUCUCUAUCUCUCUCUUUGCAGUAUGGGCCUCAGGUUGGGAGGCAACUCCACAUCAGUCUUUUGGAUACAAUCGACUUGAAGUUUUGGGUGCUCUCUUAUCUGUGCAGUUGAUCUGGCUAAUAUCUGGCUUUUUAAUAUAUGAAGCACUUGGGAGACUUCUUUACAGAAAGGCCAGGGUGAAUGGCAUGCUCAUGCUUUCAAUUGCAGCAUUUGGAUUCGUUCUUAACUUAAUCAUGGUUUUAUGGCUUGGUCAUGAUCACAGUCAUCACCACCAUCAUCAUGGCUGCGGAGACUCUAAUCAUGAUCAUGGAAAGGAGGAGCAACAUAAUAACAUAACAGAUGAAGAGGAGCUUAGUCUAGUUUCAAGUAGUCCUAGAAAAGGAAAUGUCCUGAACAUAAAUUUGCAGGGGGCCUAUCUGCAUGUCAUGGCUGAUCUGAUUCAAUCUGUCGGGGUGAUGAUUGCUGGAGCUGUGAUAUGGGCUAAACCAGAUUGGUUAGUCGUUGACCUGCUGUGUACUCUAAUAUUCUGUGUCAUAUCUCUGGGAACUACAGUGUCAACGCUCAAUAAUAUUUACGGCAUUCUGAUGGAGAGGACGCCAAGUGACAUCGAUAUCAUGAAGCUGGAAAAUGACCUCAAGGGCAUCAAGGGAGUGCAAGAUAUUCACGACUUGCACAUUUGGGCCAUAACUGUUGGGAAAAAUGUUCUUUCUUGUCAUGUAGUAGCCGAGCCUGGGAUCAGCUUCCCUGAUUUGCUCAAUAGGAUUAGGCAUUAUUGUGAAAAAACACACAAGAUUCAUCAUGUAACCAUACAAAUUGAGUAAGGAUGGGGCAUUUCCCUUUCUAUUUUUAUUAGGAUUGUGGUUAUUUAGACAAAAGUUCACAUGUACAGAAUUUUUAACUUAGCAGCAUGUGCAAUAAGCCGGUCACUGACCUCCCUAACUAUGGAUUUUGCA
This is a messenger RNA of Neltuma alba, 1511 nucleotides long. RefSeq names its product metal tolerance protein B. Gene Ontology annotation, cellular component: plasma membrane; vacuole. NCBI's taxonomy places the organism in Eukaryota, Viridiplantae, Streptophyta, Magnoliopsida, Fabales, Fabaceae. The coding region runs from base 231 to 1379 and encodes 382 amino acids. The record is from RefSeq and is a predicted model, not a curated record. Gene Ontology annotation, biological process: zinc ion transmembrane transport. Gene Ontology annotation, molecular function: zinc ion transmembrane transporter activity. The transcript is spliced from 2 exons.